Molecule: messenger RNA, 507 nt
Organism: Malurus melanocephalus (red-backed fairy wren)
Lineage: Eukaryota; Metazoa; Chordata; Aves; Passeriformes; Maluridae
Product: NAD(P)(+)--arginine ADP-ribosyltransferase 2-like
Exons: 1
Molecular function (GO): NAD+-protein-arginine ADP-ribosyltransferase activity; NAD+ poly-ADP-ribosyltransferase activity
Source: RefSeq, a predicted model, not a curated record
CCGAUCUUGGCACUGCUGGCAAUGUCCAUGGCCAUUUUGGCCAUUGAUGUGGUUCCCAUGGACAUGGCCCCGAACUCCUUCGAUGACCGGUACUGGGGCUGCCGUCACAAAAUGACCCCGGAGUUGCCGAAACUCAAGGAUGCUGAGCUCCAGCGGAAUACUCUGUUCGCCGAGGCCUGGACUCAGGCCGAAGCUGAGUGGCAGAGUCGCAGGUCCACCCCGCCCCCUCUGUUGUCCUUGGACCAGACUAUCGCCCUAAUUGCCUAUACAGGGUCGCCGUCAUUGUACAAGGAGUUCAAUGCAGCCGUGCGCGAGGCCGGACGCUCUGGACAGCACUACCGGGACAACUUCCAUUUCAAGUCCCUGCAUUUCCUGCUGACCACUGCCCUGGACUCACUGAGGGGCGUUCAGUGUGAAAGUGUGUACGUGGUGGAGGGCAACAUCCAGUUCGAGACGAAGCGUGGCGAGAGAGUCCGGUUUGGUCAAUUCAUGUCCACAGUGCCCAAG